Puccinia graminis f. sp. tritici CRL 75-36-700-3 is the source of this 609-nucleotide messenger RNA. RefSeq lists its product as uncharacterized. Lineage: Eukaryota; Fungi; Basidiomycota; Pucciniomycetes; Pucciniales; Pucciniaceae. Bases 1 to 609 code for a protein of 202 amino acids. The transcript has 4 exons. The record is from RefSeq and is a predicted model, not a curated record.
AUGUACAUCGGUCGGCGCAAACCAUCUCCGGACCAAUCAGCUCUCGAAGUCGCCCUCAACAACCUCGAUAAGUGUCUCGAUAAGUGUCGAGAACCCCCUCAGGGAGCACUCGAAGCCUACGAGACCUUCGCUCAACCACUCGUACAAGACUAUGGCCAACUGCUCGAGACCUUCGGGCCCUCCUUUGCUCUCGCUAAGAGUAAACGAGAUUGCGAUCUGGAUGAUCUAUACGAAUUGGAGAAGGAUGCCGACGAUGGCUUUCGGAGGAUCGAGGACCUGACGGCUCAGAUAGCACAACUUGCUAGAGACGUCGAUCCGAUCGACGGUGUUCUUGAUGAAGAUUCAAGAGAGCGGAUAGCUUGUUUGAUCGAACGCAAGGUAGAAUCAGAACUUUCGAGCCAUUCACCACUGCAGCCGUCGAGCCAUUCACCACUGCCGCCGCUCACCGAGACUGAGAACGCAUCGAUCGAGGACGCGCCAGAAUUCAAGCCUUCGGAAUCUGCUCGGCCGGCUUUCCUGGCCAGUCUCUCCCAUGCCAGCCCCUCAUCAUCCUCCUCAGCCCCGCGUAAAAUGCCAGGCACUUUCCAACCUGCAAAUCCCCCUUACUGA